AUGACAACACAGGGUCCACCAGUGGUGCCAGCUGCAAAGCCCAAGCAGUUCGAAAGAAAACAGUUCCGCAAAGAAGAACCUGUGAAUCCAAGAAGAAACGCUCCAGAUCAAGAUCAAGGCGGUAUAAUUUAUGCCUACGUCAGCGAAAGCGAGGUAGCUGCGCUGGCUACAGUAAAUGCACAGAAUAUGAACCAGUUCGUGCUUGAUCUAGAAACCCUGGUCUACAAAGAUAGCACUGGGGCGAGGAAUCAGCCUAUUAAUCAACGUCGUGACCAAGCAAAGAUUGAUUUCAUCAAAGAGUGCUUCUUCAAACACUAUAAAGUACCUGAGGCUUUCCGCAAGCAACUGUGGAAUGACAGGGUCCUAUGUCUGAAUAAUCGCGCAUACCACACGAGAAAAGCAGAAGAGAAAAAAGCAGAAGAGGAGAGCAGGUAUGGAAUCUGA
Molecule: messenger RNA, 444 nt
Organism: Ostertagia ostertagi
Lineage: Eukaryota; Metazoa; Nematoda; Chromadorea; Rhabditida; Trichostrongylidae
Source: the annotation of a GenBank genome assembly